Rhododendron vialii is the source of this 1954-nucleotide messenger RNA. Its product is annotated as E3 ubiquitin-protein ligase At1g63170-like. Bases 379 to 1668 code for a protein of 429 amino acids. The transcript is spliced from 6 exons. NCBI's taxonomy places the organism in Eukaryota, Viridiplantae, Streptophyta, Magnoliopsida, Ericales, Ericaceae. Gene Ontology annotation, molecular function: zinc ion binding. The record is from RefSeq and is a predicted model, not a curated record.
UAUUUUAUGGUCUCUCUCUCUCCUCUUCCUCUUUUGGAUCUCUCUCUCUCUCUCUCUCUCUCUCUAAAUGACGGGAACGAUUCGGUCGAAGGAAUUAUCAUUGGAAUGACGUUAUUUUUCACGAGGAAAAACCGAAAAGCACAGAAAAGUUACAAGAUUCAAUUACUCUAACCCUGCCAUCUCUCGACGUUAAUUACUGGAAUGACAAGAUUGUCAAAACUUAUUUACCCCCCACAAAAAAAAAGGGGCAUAAGAUGAAUGUUCCUUCUUGGUCGGUAUUGACAUUGUUCUAGACUUGGGAUUCAGUCAAAAUUAAGAGGGGACCAUCUUGAUAUCUGUGAACAUAUGAUUUUUCCCCCGUCAAUGUUGGAGGAAUAAAUGGCUGUUUCCAUGCAAGAACCAAGGCAAGAGAACACAACUGACAGCUACCCUUUGCUCAUGGAGCCGCAGGAAAACAAUGAAAAUCAGGAACACUUAAUCGACAUAGAAAGGGGUAGUGAUGCUUCCUCUUCAGGUUCAUCUCAAAAUGGUUCUCCUAGGGGAUCAACUCUUUCCCAUCGUGAAGAUAGACCCUCAAGUAGCAUUCCGAUCCCCAUAACUCAAUUACCUUCAUUGGCAUCGAAUAGCUCAAACUCCAGAAGCUCUCCAACCACAAGAAGAGGGGAAGGGUCUGGCCGUCGUCAUUGGAGUCCUUUUAAUACCGUCUUAUGGCUAUCCAUUGAGCUAGUGUUCACUCUAGGUCAAAUAAUAGCUGCCAUCGUUGUUUUGGCCAUCUCAGGACACGAGAACCCACAAACUCCACUGUUUGCUUGGAUUGUGGGUUAUGCAGUUGGGUGUGCAGCAAGCCUGCCUAUCAUUUAUUGGCGUUAUCUUCACUGCAAUCAGGGUGCAGAACAAGGGUCAGCUCGAUUACGUCAGGGUUCUUCCCAAGGCAAUACCACACCAGAACCUAACUCUUACAUAACUAUCUCAUUAGCUCGGAAUGCAGAAGAGGAAGCUGGUCAGAACACAUCUUCAGGAAUUUGGAAUGGUCAAAGAGGGGGAGCUCCAAAUGCUAGGCUCAGUGUGGUGAUGGACCAAUCAAAGAUGGCUCUGGAUUGCUUCUUUGCAGUAUGGUUUGUAGUUGGCAAUGUGUGGAUCUUUGGAGGGCAUUCAUCUUCUUCUGAUGCCCCCAAUUUAUACCGGUUAUGUAUUGUGUUUCUUACAUUUAGCUGCAUCGGGUAUGCUAUGCCCUUCAUUUUAUGCUCGAUGAUUUGCUGCUGUUUGCCUUGCAUCAUUUCAAUUCUUGGUGUCCGUGACGAUGUGAAUGGAAUGAGAGGAGCUACUGAAGAAAUUAUUAAUGCUCUGCCAACGCACAAAUUCAAGUCGAAGGAAAAAGAAAGUCACAGCAGCAGAGACAGUAAUUCAGGAGUUGAGGAAGGUGGAUUUUUGGCAGCAGGAACAGAAAAAGAGCGUGUUAUCUCAGGGGAAGAUGCUGUGUGUUGCAUUUGUUUAGCAAGAUAUGCAGAUAAUGAUGAGUUGAGGGAGUUGCCUUGCUCACAUUUCUUCCACACAGAGUGCGUAGAUAAAUGGCUGAAGAUCAAUGCUUCUUGUCCCCUCUGUAAAUUUGAGAUUGUUGACACCAACGAGAAUUCACCUCCUCCAGCAGACUCCACUCAGCAAGUGUGAAGGUGCCAAAGGAUUUGAAUUACAUGGUACACGAAUGUGGUCAGUUUGUGGGAUUGACUUGCUCUUUUAAUGGAAACCGUUCAUUCUCUUCAGCUGAUUCUUCCGAAUCUUUCCCCUUUUCUGGCCAUUGAAUCCAGGUUGUACAGUUGAGAGUCAAACCAAGAAUCUUUCUCGAGAGUGUAUAAUGGAAUGUCAUAUUUAAGAGAUCCGGAUCGAUUUCAAGAUAUAAGGCUGUAAAUAGAUACUGGAAAAUGUUAUCUUGAAUGGAUGCAUGAUUGAACUGGAA